Knipowitschia caucasica is the source of this 1053-nucleotide messenger RNA. The record is from the annotation of a GenBank genome assembly. Lineage: Eukaryota; Metazoa; Chordata; Actinopteri; Gobiiformes; Gobiidae.
AUGGAGCUGAUCAAAACAAACCAGCAGCACACGCAGAAUGGCUUAAAAGACCAAGAUGCAGAGCAGCUGAAUGGUUUUAAAGAUGAUGACGAGCCACUGCUUAAAGAAAACCCCAGAAGAUUUGUAAUUUUCCCCAUACAUUACACUGAUAUGUGGAGAAUGUACAAGCAGGCUCAGGCUUCCUUCUGGACAGUGGAAGAGGUGGAUUUAUCUAAAGACUUGGCACACUGGGAACGUCUAAAAACAGAUGAGAAGCACUUUAUUUCGCAUAUUCUUGCCUUUUUUGCUGCAAGUGAUGGUAUUGUGAAUGAGAAUUUGGUGCAGCGGUUUUGUCAGGAGGUUCAGGUCCCUGAAGCACGAUCUUUCUACAGUGUCCAGAUUCUAAUGGAGACGGUUCACUCAGAGAUGUACAGUGAGCUGAUCAACACAUACAUCAGAGACCUCAAAGAGAGAGAUCAUUUAUUUAAUGCCAUUCAAACCAUGCCUUGUGUGAAGAGAAAAGCAGACUGGGCUCUACAGUGGAUAAAUGACAGAAAAUCAUCAUUUGGUGAAAGAAUUGUGGCUUUUGCAGCUGUUGAGGGUAUUUUCUUCUCUGGGUCUUUUGCUGCCAUUUACUGGUUGAAAAAGAGGGGUCUAAUGCCUGGCCUUACUUAUUCCAAUGAACUUAUCAGCAGAGAUGAGGGUUUGCACUGUAAUUUUGCAUGCCUCCUGUUUAGCUACUUGGUUAAAAAGCCAUCAGAAGACCGAGUAAAGGAUAUUAUAACCAAAGCUGUGAGCAUUGAGCAGGAAUUCUUAACUGAAGCUUUACCAGUGGAUCUCAUUGGAAUUAACUGCUUUCUGAUGAAGCAAUACAUUGAGUUUGUAGCGGACCGCCUGUUUGCAGAUCUUGGCCUUGAUAAGGUUUACAAUGCUGAGAAUCCAUUUGACUUCAUGGAGUCAAUCUCGCUUGAAGGCAAAACCAACUUCUUUGAAAAACGUGUGGCAGAAUAUCAAAAGUUUGGUGUUAUGUCUAGCCCAAUGGAAAGUGAAUUCACUCUUGAUGCAGACUUCUAA